Trichomonas vaginalis G3 is the source of this 1683-nucleotide messenger RNA. RefSeq names its product EGF domain-specific O-linked N-acetylglucosamine family. The record is from RefSeq and is a predicted model, not a curated record. The transcript has a single exon. Bases 1 to 1683 code for a protein of 560 amino acids. Gene Ontology annotation, molecular function: glycosyltransferase activity. NCBI's taxonomy places the organism in Eukaryota, Parabasalia, Trichomonadida, Trichomonadidae.
AUGAAUCAAACCAAUACAUUGUUGCUAGGUAGUGCUUAUAAGACUAGAAGGCCGGCCGCUCUUUCCAAGAAAGAUAACUCAAAUCGAGAUUUCAUUAUAAAAUCUUUAAUUUACUGGGCAAUCAUUUGCACAAUAAUUCUUAUUUACAUAUUAUUCACGACUAAUUCUGCAGGCGUCAUUAAAACAGCAUGGACAAGACCGAUUUUUUCCAGAUAUCCAAUUAAAACAAUUAAAUACGAUUCAACAAUCCAUAACAGACUUAUUAUUUACUUCGAAACAUCAUCGAAUAUAGACACAGUUAAAAAACUCUUGCCAACAUUCCUUUUUUCAUCGAAUUUUGGUAACAUUACAUUUUUACCUUCAGAUUACAAAUUAAAUCAUUACAAGAACAAUAUUUUUACUUCAGAAUUCAUAAUACCAAUUAAUGGACCAUGGUUCGUAAAAAUAAUUAUAUCGAAUUUUAUUGUUAGUCAAUUUUUAUAUUCGAACAACGAUCUCUCACUUACAAGCAAGAAUUAUACCACAAUGUUUUGUUACGGCAAAGAUUUUAAUGACAGAUAUUGCCAAGUGAAUAAUUCUUGUUAUGAUAACAAUAAAUUCAUGUUCUUUUCGAAUUUACGUAUCAGUUUAGUUCCGCAGAUCCUUUAUCCAGGUUCACGACCUAUUCCACGUGAUUAUCCAUGUUGUAGAAGAGUAAUUCGAUUUUUAUAUCAAAACAAAAGUUUCGAUAGUUUUGAAUAUAAAAAUAAAUUUACAGAAAGAUGCAUCAUUACAUGCAGAUGGUAUGGCAUGCAACACAUUUGGCAUUCUUUGUUUGACUUUACAUUACCAAUUUGGUGGUCGAAACAAAUGUUUUGGGGACAUAAUGAUGAAGACAGAGUUAUGGUUAUUGAUGAGAACAAGAAUACAGAAAAAGGAUAUCAGUUUAUUGAUAUUCUGACCCAUAAAAAUGUAAUUAACAUAAAAUUAGAUGAAAAAUACCAUAACAAGACAUGUUUUUCUAGUAUAAUAUUAGGUGUUCCUAAAACAGAAUUAGAAGUAACACCAAGUAAAUGGCCAAAUGGAUAUCAAUUACCUUAUGAAUUUGCUGACAUCGCAUUUCACCAAUUUAGAGAACAUUCUAUAUCCACAUAUAAUGUAAAUAAUUCUUUAUGCGGGAAAACAACAAAACCAAGAGUUAUUUUCAUUAAUCGCGAUACAAAUAAAAGAUAUAUCAUAAAUAGUCAAGAUUUGAUCAACAAAAUGAAAGAAUGGGCCCCGGAUGUUGAUAUUGACUAUGUUGUAUAUACGAAUCAAACAAUUGGUGAGCAAAUCGCUCAGUUUUGCAACGCAUCUUUAAUAAUUUCGAUUCAUGGCAGUGCUUUGUCUCAUAUGCUAUGGAUGAGAAGGAAUAGAUCAGCAAUAAUAGAAAUAUUCCCAUAUAAUUAUGACUGUAGAGACUGGUAUGAACAUGUUGCGAAAGGAAUGGGAAUUAAAUAUUUUUUUUGGAUCAAUAAGAUACCGGAGAAUUCAUUUCAAGGAAGAUUGGAUAUGAAAAACUAUGAUAAAUGCAAAGAAGAAGAAAAUUCAUGUCUGAAAGAUAAAUGUCAUGAAAUGUUAAGAGAUCAGCCAACUAUUGUUGACUUCAAAUCAUUCAAGCCAGUAUUUGAUAAUGCUCUUCAAUAUAUUCGAAGGUUUUAUUAA